This is a messenger RNA of Pomacea canaliculata, 3271 nucleotides long. Its product is annotated as autophagy-related protein 101-like. Gene Ontology annotation, cellular component: phagophore assembly site. The record is from RefSeq and is a predicted model, not a curated record. Gene Ontology annotation, biological process: autophagosome assembly; autophagy. The transcript is spliced from 9 exons. Bases 270 to 917 code for a protein of 215 amino acids. Lineage: Eukaryota; Metazoa; Mollusca; Gastropoda; Architaenioglossa; Ampullariidae.
CUGACAAAGGAGUCGCUGAUGUAAUACGUCUCACAGUCUGAACCAAAACAAACUUUAGUCUCUUAUUUCUGCAUUAGUUUCUCUAUGGCAUCGAAUUGAACAACGUUAUCUGAGUGAAGAUGAAUUACGACUGACGAAUCUAUGCUUUAUUUUUUUCGGUGAAAUGUGUUUCCGAUCUGAUUGUUUGCUGGCGGCAAUUAACCAGUUAAAUAACCCGAUUGAGCAGACAAAGCAAAGCACACACUUAAGCUUUGUGAGUGCAGUUCGAAAUGAACGCAAGAUCUCACGUUUUUGAGCUGGAUGUACUCGGAAGACAAAUCGAAGAAGUGGCGCAAUGUAUUUUUCACACUCUUCUAAUAUAUCGUUCUGUGGGAAAGAUGACCUACACACAAGAGGCCAAGUACUCCUCGGGAACACUUGGCUUUGUGGAUGUUGACUGUGACUUCAUUGACUUAACCUACGUGAGACUAGCUUGUGAUCAUCUUGAUCAUCAUUUAAAGAGGGAGAUAAGUAGUUUCAGAGAUGCUCUUAGAGUGACUGAUGGACCUCAGUCUGGUGAGAUUUGUCUGGAGUUUUACCAAAAGAAGCGUGCUCGCUGGCCUUUCCAAGCAGAGUGCAUUCCUUGGGAGCUGUGGACACUGAAAAUGGACGUCAUAAAUUUGAACAGUGAACAUGAACGCAAUGCUCAUCGGCAGAACUUAGGGGUGGCACUGGCAGAAAAAAUCAUGUUUGUGGCAGAUAAUAUGUCGCAUCAUCAAUAUGUUCCCAAAACACCUAACCAGAAUGAAGUGGACCUAGUGUUUGACACUGGUUUUGAUAUAGUUCAGCCAUAUCUGUUCAGGAUCAGUCAUCAAGAACCUGGAGCUUCUGUAGGUAACACAAUGAGGAAAUUCUUGAAGGACACAUUGAUGUUGUAACAAAAGGUUUUGAUUUAGGACAACUGUAAAAUUUUGUGCAGCACUGCUUUUUUGUUCUAAAAGUGAAGGCGCACAUCACUGUUUGCUUCAAAGACAGUUAUACUCUUCGGUUCCAAUGGUUGCUCACUGUACUGUUCGAGCAAGAGAUGUUUCAUUUAUUAUGUGUUAUUUAAAUGUGUGUGUGUGGAUAAGUUUUCAGUUAUAAAUUAUUUUAAAAUAACCCCCACUUAUUCUGGUUUUUCUUUUCCGGAUAUUAAGUACUAAACUAAAUUUAGUUUUAGAAUUCCUUAUUAAAUGUCAGCUGUUGCUCUCAAAAACUAAAACUACAUUGCUUAUAGACAUCAUCUGCAAAUACAUGCAUGGUAAUUGCUUUAUUGCUGUUUUGUGCUAAGGAUUUAUCAUAAUAAAUUAGUUUUGUGAGAAAUUAUGUGCUGAAGACAAGAUCAGAGUCGACAUUCUAUGAUUGACACUUUCUUGGUCAUCAAUACUUUAUUCUUCUUUCAAACAGAUGUGCUAAGAACUUCAUGACUUGAAUAUGCAUAAUUCAUUAAUCCAAGGAAACUGCACCUGUGUUUAAUGAUUAAUUAAUUAAGAAUGGAACAUCUUAGAUUUGAUGAGAUUCAGACCACCUAAAGUGUUAAAAGAAGUAUUUGUGACAGAACAAGAAAAACACAGUAGGCAAUCAGAAUCAAACCCUACAGGAACCUCACAUAUUAAAAAAAAAAGCUGUGCACAAUUAAGUUUUUCAGAAACAGUUAAAACACUCUAUUUCAAAAUAAACUAUUCCACCUACUUUGCUCUAGUGAGUCUAGUCAUUACAUAAACAAAAUCAAAAUUAAAAGAGGAGUUUUAAAUACCAAAAGUUAUGUGAGCAUAAUAAGAAAUGGGAGUUGUUAGUAAUCUUCCUUCUCUUUUUUUUUAUAUAAUUUUUAAAUGAAUGCAUUAUACUGGGAAGACAACUCCUGAUGUCAUUAAAUUUUAGUCUGAUUACAGCUGUUGUCAAGACAGGUGGUAAGCACAUAAAGAAGAUGUAUAAAAUAUUGGUGAAUAAGGACAAAUGAUAAUAUUUAUAUAUAUUCAAAACAUGGUAGUUUUCUUUAUAGUUUAGGAUUUAAUAGAUGUUCCAUCUUCUCUGCAGCAAUGUAAAAACAGAUUAUUUAUAACAAGAACUAAACUGAUAUACAGAAGAAAACCUCGCUUAUGAAAAAAAUCAUCUUAAUAUAUGCUUUCAGAUGUUCAUUACCCUAUUAUAAUCCUCCCUAGAUCUCUUGUCAUCUUUACCAUUUUCCUUUUCCCACAAGUGGUGACAAGCAUUAUUAGCACCAUAUUGGGAAAGACUUUGCUAUGUGCAAAAUUAUGCACAAAACAUCAACAGCAUAUCAAUAUUCAUUUAUUAAUCAACAUUUCAAAGUGAAAGCAUGAUUUAUUCAGAGCCAUUUUCAGCUUUUGUGUGUAGAAGGUGAAGAAAUAGGAGGAGAGGACAGAAAAUUGGUGCUAAACAAUGGUGAAUCUAACAUAAGACUGUUGGGGAGCAUACAGAAUGUGAAAUGACCAAUGUGUAGUGGAAUGUUUUUAAAAAUGGAAUGCAUGCAGAGGAUGAACAUUUUUAAAUUUAUUCCACAGGACUUUAAAAAAGGGCUUCUUUGGGGAAGUCUGUAUUCCAGGAUCUUCACUGUGACUUGAGGUGUAUAUAAAAGUUUGGAAAACCCCAGAACAAGUGAAACUGGGACUUCACUUGACGAUUUUUUUUUUGUCUGUACAAAGCUCUGUGAUCAGUUGUGUGUCUCUCAGCGAUUGCCCAGCUGAUAAUGCGUAAGUGAUAAAGAGAGAUGUGAAUUAAAUUGGAUACCUGCUAUUUGUACCCUUGUGAGAUUUUCUUGCAACACAUCUAGAUAAGCAUGUUUUGUAUACAUGCAAUUUGCAUAUAAUAAUUUUUUAAGUUGUAUAUGGAGAUAUAUGCUGAUAGAAUUUGUGCUUGUUAAGGUAUGAAUUUUUAUUUGUUGGGGUCAUUCAUGUUGCUUUGUGCAACACUUGACACCAUGCACUUUAUACUUCUUCAAAUGAUUGCUAAAUUCGCAAGUCGCAUCUCUGUAUAAAGGUUUUGGCCCCCACCCAAUGUUUGUAAUGCAUGUAUUUAUGUAAAUAUGUACAGAUGUACUAGAAGCUUCAUAUGUUCAGGGUGUGAUUACGUUAUUGUUUUAAUUAUUUUAUACAGCGCAUCAAUUAGCUUUCCUUGUACAGUAUAUUGGGCCAACAUUAUUAGUACAUCCAUGUUGUAGAAAUAUUAUUCAUGUACAACAUCUAAACAUAGCCAAUAAAAACAGAAUUUCUGAGAAAGAUGAACAAUUCUACAA